CGCCAUACCGUAAUCAAUUCGGCAACAUCCUAUAACGGCUAUUCCUAUGGAUUGGUUACUACUCACCUAACAGUUGGCUUAUAAGGCAGAAAAAUCGUCGCGUCGUUCAACCAAUCCAUCAGAUUGAGGCCUUUAAAAGCCCGGCAUGUUCAGCUUGUUACCCAAAUGCUGUCCCCCCACUUUUCCUUCAGAACGCUCCCUACAGACGUUCUGCACCUCUGCUCCCGACUCUUUUCCACCGUGGCUCGAGGAACCCAGCGAUGGCAAUGCCCAGACUGCACCGUGAUGGUCUCCCGACGUCAAGAUCUCGACAGACACAUGAAGAUACACUCCAAAGCUGCGGAGAACCACGGUGUUUGUCCAGAUAGUCCGGUCAUACCUCUCCAAAAGAGCAAUCUUGACACUCACAGGCUCAGACACCAUUCUGGUAACGAAGAGUACAAAUGCAUGGACGCCACCGACUGUACUUGGGGCGCAAGUACCCAGGACGCUCUCACUCGACAUCGGAGAAAACACCAAGCCACCAUUCCACCUUGUGGAGACAGUAUUUCCAACGGCACUCCCUUCGAAAUUGAACCCACCGCCGAUCCCUCACCUUCAUCGUGGUUGAACCAUGUCAACGCUCCAGCCGAUGGCACCGACCCUAGCGGAACGUUCGUAGACAGUGGAGCAUCCCCAUUCGACGGACCCUCACGAGUCACACCCGGGAACGAGGAUGACUACUUCUGGACCUCCCCCGAGACAGGCUUCCAACACGGUAAUACACGCUACUCCCCCGAGGCCAAACAGCUGUACCCCGCCGCAAGCGCCGGUCCCUCUCUCGACGAUGAUGAGAUCGUUCCCAUCCCGUCCCUAGGAGGAAAUUUGGAGGAGGUUGGCAUCAGCUUGGUCCCGCUCAUCAACAGCGAUCCCUUUGGAUUAAUAGCAGACGCGAUGGCCAGCAUGAACGCGUUCAACAUGCUUGUCCCUGCUGAGGCUCCCACCGGACCGUAUUACGCACAUGACCCGGAUCCCCACGCGUCUUCAUCUUGGGAUGGGCCGGACUUUGGAAUGGCGUAAUGGACAGUGGGAUUUGGACCGUUUGAGGCCUUUGGACGAGGACCGAUCUACUCGUGGAGGAUAUCGACGAGCGAGGACUGUAUCAUCGUUUACCAUUUAGCAAAAAGUAGGAC
Molecule: messenger RNA, 1172 nt
Organism: Guyanagaster necrorhizus
Lineage: Eukaryota; Fungi; Basidiomycota; Agaricomycetes; Agaricales; Physalacriaceae
Exons: 3
Coding region: 166-1059 (297 amino acids)
Source: RefSeq, a predicted model, not a curated record